UUUAAGCAGCUCAACCAGGAAUCGCGCUGGUAAACAGGCCAGCGUGAGUUCUUCAACACUUCAGAGUAACUGUUCUUAUUUUGGCCCGUAGGCCAGUUUCUGCUCCAGCAUUUAACUUCCACCCAGCAUGGAUGAAAACACUUUGAAGCUGCUAGUGAAGCUCACUCAGGACGGACAGUUAGCCGCGCUGGAGAAACACAUAACAUUAGGCGGCUCGACUGCGGCGCAAACUGUCAGUAGCAAACACUUCGGCAAGUCGGGAGACACCUUGCUGCACUACGCCGCAAGGCAUGGACACCUGGACGUUGUAAAGUACCUGACAAAGAGGGUUGGCUUGGAUGUAGAGGUGUACAACAACGACUACAAGAGGCCGCUACACGAAGCUGCCUCCAUGAGCCACAAGGACUGUGUUAGCUACCUGCUCCAAGAAGGCGCCAAAGUGGACAGUCUGAAGAAGGCUGACUGGACUCCGCUGAUGAUGGCGUGCACUCGGAGGAACCUGGACGUGAUCCAGGAGCUGCUUUGCCACGGUGCCGACCCCGCACUGAGAAACAAGGACGGCUGGAACUGCUUCCACAUCGCCUGCAGAGAGGGAGACCCUGUGGUCAUACAGCACCUGCUCCUUGUUGCACCAGACGUCUGGAGGACGGAGAGCAGGACACGCAGGACGCCACUACACACCGCAGGUGUCUGUACUUACAGUAUGUGGAGAUGUGACGUGAGGGGAAAUCAUAUAACUUGCACUUUCUCUGUUCAUCCAGCAAUGCAUGGAUGUGAGGAGGUGGUUAAGGUCUUGCUGGACAGAUGUGGCUACACGCCUGACAGCACUGACAGCUGUGGAGUCACGCCUUUCAUGGACGCCAUCAGGAAUGGACACAUCUCUGUGGCCAGGCUUCUUUUAGACGAGCACCAGGCAUCUGCAGCAGCUGCUGACAUACUCGGGGCUCAGCCAGUGCACCAGGUAGCCGUCACAGGCCAGGAUGAGGCUCUGCGGUUUCUGGUGAAGGACUUGAAUGUCGAGGUGAACCAGAGGGCGACCAGCAUCCAGCUCACCGCCCUGCAUUACGCUGCCAAGGAGGGCCACACGUCCACUAUAAACACACUGGUGGAGCUGGGAGCGGAUCCUCAUGCCCGGGACAAAAAGGGGAGGACUGCUCUUCACAUGGCGUGCAUUGGGCAGCACGCAGACGCAGCCAGGACGCUCCUGCAGCUCGGCCUCAAAGAUUCUGAGGAUGCGUCCGGCACAACCGCCAGGCAGCUGGCCAGGAAACCCCACGUAGUGCAAGUGUUUGAACGUGACCUGUAAUCAAUCCUUGAGACAUUGAGUUCUUAAUUUAUUGAAAUAAAGAAAAGCUGAAGCCUAA
Neolamprologus brichardi is the source of this 1364-nucleotide messenger RNA. RefSeq names its product ankyrin repeat domain 16 (gene ankrd16). Lineage: Eukaryota; Metazoa; Chordata; Actinopteri; Cichliformes; Cichlidae. The record is from RefSeq and is a predicted model, not a curated record. Gene Ontology annotation, molecular function: protein binding.